Molecule: messenger RNA, 1148 nt
Organism: Malaya genurostris
Lineage: Eukaryota; Metazoa; Arthropoda; Insecta; Diptera; Culicidae
Gene: RpLP0-like
Product: mRNA turnover protein 4 homolog
Exons: 3
Coding region: 155-1009 (284 amino acids)
Biological process (GO): nuclear-transcribed mRNA catabolic process; ribosomal large subunit assembly; rRNA processing
Cellular component (GO): nucleolus; preribosome, large subunit precursor
Molecular function (GO): RNA binding
Source: RefSeq, a predicted model, not a curated record
CGUCAAAGACCGCACAUGUGUUUACAACUUUUACAACGGAUUCAGAAAAUAAUUUGAUACUGCAUCGUGUUAUUUGCAGGUUUACCGGUCAAAGUGUCAUGCGGUUGAAAGUUAUUUAAAAUCCUGAAAAUAUAGUACCUAGUUAUAUUCCAGAAUGCCCAAAUCGAAGCGAGAUAAGAAAGUUUCGUUAACUAAAACGGAACGUAAGGGUCUUUCUAACAAACAGCAAAUUAUCGAAGACAUUCAGGAGUGCCGACAAAAGUAUGCGAACAUUUUUCUGUUUUCGGUUCAGAAUAUGCGAAACACCAAACUGAAGGAUAUUCGCACGGCAUGGAAAAAUUCGCGCUUUUUCUUCGGUAAGAAUCGGGUCAUGCAGUUGGGUUUAAAUUUCGUUAGCGACGAUGGUGAGGACGAUCCCAAGCUCGGGAAGGAUUUGGAACAGUUGCGGGAACAGAUGGUUGGCCAGUGCGGUUUACUGUUCACAUCGGAAACGAAAGAAACGGUGCUCGAUUGGUUCGACUCAUACUCAGCCGAUGAGUUUGCUCGGAGUGGUUUCCAGGCGACCAAAACGGUUCGUUUGAAAGAGGGUCCACUAGAAGAAUUUUCACAUGCCAUCGAGCCUCAUCUUCGAUCGCUGGGAAUGCCCACCAAAUUGGAACGGGGAAUCGUCACACUGUACAAAGAUUUUACGGUUUGUGAGAAGGGCAAGCUGUUAACACCGGAACAAGCCAGAAUUUUGAAGUUGCUGGGAAAACCGAUGGCUAAGUUUAAAGUUGUGGUGAAUUGUUGUUGUACUAAGGAGAAUGGUUUCGAGGAAAUCAACAAAAGGGAUAUUGAGGUAACGAAGAAAACGAAAAAAGUGCUAGUCAAGAAGAAGUCGACUAAACAAGAUACGGAGCAUGGUGAGGAUGAGGAUAUGAGUGAGGAUGAAGACGAAGAUGAUGAUGACGAUGAGGAAGAUGAAAUGGAGCUCGACGACGAGGAGGACAGUGACGAAGAUGAUUCGUAGAUUUUUUUUAAGUUGGAAUGUUGUAUGAUAAAUUCACUCCUUUUUUUCUAUUAUUGGAUGAGUAAACUUCCCUACACUGUCAAUGUUUGACAGUGAUUCUCAAAGAAAAGAAAUAUAAAAUAAAAGUUGGAUUUUCAAA